Messenger RNA from Anolis carolinensis (green anole), 5224 nucleotides. Its product is annotated as zinc finger protein 709-like. Gene Ontology annotation, biological process: regulation of transcription by RNA polymerase II. NCBI's taxonomy places the organism in Eukaryota, Metazoa, Chordata, Lepidosauria, Squamata, Anolidae. The transcript is spliced from 2 exons. The record is from RefSeq and is a predicted model, not a curated record. The coding region runs from base 432 to 2342 and encodes 636 amino acids. Gene Ontology annotation, molecular function: RNA polymerase II cis-regulatory region sequence-specific DNA binding; DNA-binding transcription factor activity.
UGCCAUGUUAGGCCCGGGCGGAAGUCCAGCGAGGAAGGGAGGCCUCUUCCUAGAGGGGCUCAGGACGAGAGGUCACUUCCGGAGGAGGAGGGACAGAGGAGGCCUUUCGGAGAGAGAGCGGGAGAGAGGAAGGAGGCGGAGGAGGAGGAGGAAGGGGUAACCUCUGAAUGAACAUUGUGAAGAAAACUCUGCCCUUUGCCGUAGGUCUAAAAUGAAUGUAUACAGCACUGACAAGAACAGGAAAUUGAUGGGAGAAAAUAUAUUUUAAGCUACAUACCUGUGUAUUCAAGGAGGAAAGGGAGGAGUGUGCUGUAAAAAAUGUGGCUUAGUAAAGAGAAAAGAAGACUACAGCAAUACAAAGACUGAGAAGAUGAAAUCUUGUCCUGUUCUGUGAACUUCUGGCAUAAUAUUUGAAUCAUAAAGGUAAAAGAAUGGAAAAUCUCAAUUCUUUGUCAAAAUCACAAACAGGGGAGAAGCGACAUAAUUGUAUGGACUAUGGGAAAUGUUUCAUUGGGAAAAGUUCUCUUACUGAACAUCAGCGAACUCACACAGGAGAGAAGUCACAUACAUGCCUGGAAUGUGGAAAGAGCUUCAGUAACAGAUCAAAUCUGCGUACCCAUCAAAGGACGCACACAGGAGAGACGCCAUAUAAAUGCAUGGAAUGUGGAAAGAGCUUCAAUCAGAGUUCACAUCUGCGUACCCAUCAAAGGACCCACACAGGAGAAAAGCCACAUAAAUGCAUGGAAUGUGGAAAGAGCUUCAGUCAGAGUGGAGAUCUGCGUACCCAUCAAAGGAUCCACACAGGGGAGAAGCCACACAAAUGCAUAGAAUGUGGAAAGGGCUUCAGUCAGAGUGCGGGUCUGAGUAACCAUCAAAGGACCCAUACAGGAGAGAAGCCACAUACAUGCAUGGAAUGUGGAAAGAGCUUCAGUCAGAGUGGACAUCUGCACACCCAUCAAAGGAUCCAUACAGGGGAGAAACCACAUAAAUGCAUGGACUGUGGAAAGAGCUUCAGUUACUGUGAGAGUCUGCGUGCCCAUCAAAAGACCCAUACAGGGGAGAAGCCACAUACAUGCAUGGAAUGUGGAAAAAGCUUCAGUCACAGUGGACAACUGCAUACCCAUCAAAGGAUCCAUACCGGGGAGAAGCCACAUAAAUGCAUGGAAUGUGGAAAGAGCUUCAGUCAGAGUGGAAAUUUGCAUUUCCAUCAAAGAACCCACACAGGGGAGAAGCCACAUAAAUGCAUAGAAUGUGGAAAGGGCUUCAGUCAGAGUGCGAGUCUGCGUUCCCAUCAAAGGACCCACACUGGGGAAAAGCCACAUAAAUGCAUGGAAUGUGGAAAGAACUUCAGUCACAGUGCAAGUCUGCGUAUCCAUCAAAGGACCCACACAGGAGAGAAGCCACAUAAAUGCAUGGAAUGUGGAAAGAGCUUCAGUCAGAGUGGACAUCUGCAUUCCCAUGAAAGAAUCCACACAGGGGAGAAGCCACAUAAAUGCAUGGAAUGUGGUAAGAGCUUCAGAAAGAGUGGGCAACUGCAUAUCCAUCAAAGGACGCACACCGGGGAGAAGCCACAUAACUGCAUGGAAUGUGGAAAGAGCUUCCGUCACAGUAUGACUCUGCGUAUCCAUCAAAGGACCCACACAGGGGAGAAGCCACAUAAAUGCAUGGAAUGUGGAAAGACCUUCAGUAACAGUGCGGGUCUGGAUACCCAUCGAAGAAACCACACAGGGGAAAAACCAUAUAAAUGCAUGGAAUGCGGAAAGUGUUUCAGCCAGUGGCAACAUUUGCAUUUUCAUCAAAGGAUACACACAGGGGAGAAGCCACAUAAAUGCAUGCAGUGUGGAAAGAGCUUCAGUCGGAGUGGAAAUCUGCGUAUCCAUCAAAGGACCCACACAGGAGAGAAGCCACAUAAGUGCAUGGAAUGUGGAAAGAGCUUCAGUCACAGUUUGACUCUGCGUAUCCAUCAAAGGACCCACACAGGAGAGAAGCCACAUAAAUGCAUGGAAUGCGGAAAGAGCUUCAGUGAGAGACAAAAUCUGCGUACCCAUCAAAGGAUCCACACAGGAGAGAAGCCACAUAACUGCUUGGAAUGUGGAAAGAGUUUCAGUUACAGUGUGAGUCUGCAUACCCAUCAAAGGACCCAUACUGGGGAGAAGCCACAUAAAUGCAUGGAAUGUGGAAAGAGUUUCAGUCAGAGUGGACAUCUGCGUAUCCAUCAAAGGACCCACACAGGAGAGAAGCCACAUAAAUGCAUGGAAUGUGGAAAGAGUUUCAGUCAGAGUGGACAUCUGCGUAUCCAUCAAAGGACCCACACAGGGGAGAAGCCACAUAAAUGCAUGUAAUGUGGUAAGAGCUUCAGAAAGAGUGGAAGUCUGCGUACCCAUCAAAGGACGCACACCGGGGGGAGAAGCCACAUAACUGCAUGGAAUGUGGAAAGAGCUUCCGUCACAGUAUGACUCUGCGUAUCCAUCAAAGGACCCACACAGGGGAGAAGCCACAUAAAUGCAUGGAAUGUGGAAAGAGCUUCAGUCAGAAUGAACAUCUGCAUUCCCAUCAAAGGACCCACACAGGGGAGAAUCAUAGAAUCAUAGAAUAGUAGAGUUGGAAGAGACCUCAUGGGCCAUCCAGUCCAACCCCCUGCCAAGAAGCAGGAAAUUGCAUUCAAAGCACCCCCGACAGAUGGCCAUCCAGCCUCUGCUUAAAAGUCUCCAAAGAAGGAGCCUCCAACACAGCCCGGGGGAGAGAUUUCCACUGUUGAACAGCCCUCACAGUGAGGAAGUUCUUCCUGAUGUUCAGGUGGAAUCUCCUUUUUUGUAGUUUGAAGCCAUUGUUCCAUGUCCUAGUCUGCAGGGCAGCAGAAAACAAGCUUGCUCCCUCCUCCCUAUGACUUCCCCUUACAUAUUUGUACAUAAAGCCACAUAAAUGCAUGGGAUGCGGAAAGAGCUGCACACAAGGUUCAACAUGCAUUAGUCAUCAAAGAACACACACACAGCAAGAGGAGACCUGCCUGCAUGUUUCCUAGUUCUACUGAAAAAAAUUCCCCACUCAAGGGUCCCAGGCAGAAAAAAAUGAGACAAUUGACAGAAAAAGGAAGGCCUCCACCUUGCUCCUUAUCUGUCAUGUACAGCAGUGUGUGUGUUCUGGCUUGACUGCUUCUGGGGAUGAUCUUUAAAGGCUUUCUGAAAUGAGCAGCAGCUGAGAUCUCAUGAGAAAAGGGUUCUGGAAAAGAAUAGUUCUUUUGUAGCAGAUAACGUCAUACAUCUUGCCCUGGAUCUUGGCUCUGCUGCUCCUUGGAUAGAAUUCUGGACUCAAGCCUUGUUCUUAUAAUCCUGUUCUGGUCUCCACUGUAUCCUGAGUCAUUGACUUUGAAUUCUGGACUGACUGCUUGGCUUAAUUUAUGGACUUGGACUUCAGUUUGCAUCCCUGCCUCUCUGGCUUGACUUUGGAAUUCUCUCUUUGGUUUGUAUUCUUGCAUUCUUGGUUGUUAUUUUAUGAAAUGUUGUAAAUGUAUUCCUGACAUCUGACUGUUGGACUUUGACAAAAAUCGGUAAAUUAAGUGGUUAUACUUUUCCUUGUGAGCCGCUUUGGAUCUCCUUCGGGAGAUAUAAAGCAGACUAUAAAUAAAUAUAGUAGUAAUAUUAGUAGUAGUAGUAGUAGUAGUAAUAAUAACUGCUUAGAGUAAUCCCCCGUUAGUAAUUGAGACUGUUCAGUCACUACCAUUGGCAAAGUGUCCAUUAGGAUACACAGCAUCUCUCCCUAAGUUUAGAAAAUGGAAGACAAAGAAUGAUGACAUCAGCUGAUGAAGAUUCUUGAAUCUGUUGAGAUAGACAAAUCUUCAAAGUUGAGAAAGGGAAAUAUUUGUCUAACUACAAGCGAGAUUGGGACCUACGAAUUCACUAGUUAUAGCAAUGAGGGGACAUUUGUGUAUUGUGGGUUUUAGGAAUUAGUUUAAUACAGUUAAAAAUCAAAGAGUAAACAUAGAACAGCAUUUAAUGGGAAUAAACAUACAUAAAAAUCAGCAUGCAGCAAGAGUUUUGUAGAUUAAUUUUUCUAUUAGUUUUGUUCUUCUGUGGGUAUGUGGCGUUGAGUCUUUUAUGUUUCUGAAUUACAGUAAAAUCUCACUUAUCCAAGCCUCGCUUAUCCAAGUUUCUGGAUUAUCCAAGCCAUUUUUGUAGUCAAUGUUUUCAAUAUAUCGUGAUAUUUUGGUGCUAAAUUCGUAAAUACAGUAAUUACAACAUAACAUUACUGCGUAUUAAACUGCUUUUUCUGUCAAAUUUGUUGCAAAACAUGUUUUGAUGCUUAAUUUGUAAAAUCAUAACCUAAUUUGAUGUUUAAUAGGCUCUUCCUUAAUCCCUCCUUAUUAUCCAGGAUACUCGCUUAUCCAAGCUUCUGCCAGCCCAUUUAGCUUGGAUAAGUGAGACUCUACUGUACUUUUUUUUAAAUGCCAACGUUGUAAUUUGUAUGAACAUGUUUUAGUUUUACUUUCAUGUCUUUGAAUCUGAAUUAUUUUUUAAAAACAGAGUGUGACGUGGCAGCUAUAAAUGCCAAUGUGAUUCUAGGCUGUACCAAUAGGAGCUGACUGUCUAUAUCCAAAGAAGUCACAGCCUCCUUUCUUCUGCUUUGUUGAGAUCUCACCUGGAAUAAUUCUGUCUCUGUUUCUCAGUAGCACAAUUCAAGAUGAAUAUUGACAGGUUAGAAUAUUUCCAGAGACAGGAUGUAGAGAAGGGCUGAGAGAGACAGCUGGGUAGGUUUAGCUUGGAGAAAAGAAGGAAGGGCUUCUCCCUUGGCAGGGAGGGAGGAGUCGGCCACCCAAUGUUUUUUGGGUUAAUAGGACCCCCUGACUGCCAUGUAGAAAAAGAUGGAAUAGAUAGGAGUGCGUUACACAGAUUUCCAGUGUGUAACCAUACAGUUCUCAGUAGAUAUGUGUUCACAGCACAGUCCUCUAAAGGGUUAAGGAAACAGAGAAGAUGAUCCUAGAGGGACAGCUGAGGCAUUUCCUGUCCUCUGGAGGGAAGCAUGGGAGGGGCUUGCAUGUGCCCUUCCUUCUCUGCCAUGUGACUUCCUGUCUGCCAUUUGUUGGAGGCCUUGCCCUAAGUGUCAGCAUGUGUAAUCCAUCACCAUCCUUGUGUGUUUGUGAGUAUCUUUGUAUAUGAAGAGAAGACCUGUAAAUAGUUAUGAGUAGUGAAUAAAUCAAGAAUAAAACCUCCAAGGACUUUGGAUGAAA